AUGUGUCCUGAGAAGGACAGAGGGCCUUUGAUUGGUUCCAUGAACUACGAGCAGCUGCUGUCUGAAGGAGAUCCGAUGGCAGCUUGGGAAGCACCCCCGGACGAGUGGGACACGCUCUCCCUGUGCUACACAAGCGGCACCACCGCAGAUCCAAAAGGCGUCUUGCUGCACCACCGGGGUGCUUAUCUCAAAAGCGUACAUCUGAUCGUCAAGUGGCCUCUUCACCGACACUGCGUCUACCUCUGGACUCUUCAUGGGGUGAGAGCGGGACUGAUUGCUUUAUAG
Messenger RNA from Symbiodinium sp. CCMP2456, 285 nucleotides. The record is from the annotation of a GenBank genome assembly. Lineage: Eukaryota; Dinophyceae; Suessiales; Symbiodiniaceae.